AUGCGUUUGUGCUUCUCUAUUUUGCUGCCGCUGCUUCUUCAGCUUAUUUGGACACAUAAGAGCAUCGUUCGAAUUGGUCAUUUACUGCCCGCUAAUCCGCUUGUCGCCUACGAAGCCGAUGUACUCAGAUUUUGCACUCGUGAUCUUCAGAGUCGCAAUAUUACCCCAACCAACUUAAUGCUCGAAGUGAUAACGAUGCAGUCAUGCAACAGAUUCAGCGGUGUUGAAAACGCUGCCUAUUUACACUAUAUGCACAAUGCUACAGUAUACUUUGGGCCGGGUUGUAAUGAAGAAAUGCUGGUAAUCGGUCGGCUGGCGCCACGCUGGAAUGUGCCAAUCAUUGCGCACCUCUCCGGAGACGAUGCACUUUCUGACAGAACCGCUUUUUCGACGCUUGGUUCGGUGGCACUCACUUCGGCUAUCGAAAUGGCUCAAGCUACUUUUACUUAUCUCAGGCUUUACAACUGGCAGAAGGUCUAUAUAUAUUAG
This is a messenger RNA of Gongylonema pulchrum, 489 nucleotides long. Lineage: Eukaryota; Metazoa; Nematoda; Chromadorea; Rhabditida; Gongylonematidae. The record is from the annotation of a GenBank genome assembly.